CACCAGCAGAGCAAGCGGGACAAGGUGGCCCAAGGUUGCUGGUGGUCACGCUUCUCGGACACCCCGAAAUCCCCGCCCGCUCUGCCGGGGUCCGGCUGAACCUGCCGACCGGGUGGUUCAGCCUCUCCCGUGCGCCCCAGCUCCUGCCUCUUCCUCCUCCUCCUCCUCCUCAUUGGGGAGGAGGCCCCAUCGGCGCCUCCCCGGCGUGCCGGGGCAGAGCUGCGUGCGAGCGAGGGAGCAUCAUGGCCGAGCGGCUGUCGGAGGAGAAAAUUGCCGAAUUCAAGGAGGCUUUUUCCCUUUUCGACCGCGACGGGGAUGGUCGUAUCACCACCAAGGAGUUGGGCACCGUGAUGCGCUCGCUGGGGCAAAACCCCACGGAAGCGGAGCUGCAGGACAUGGCAGUGGAGGUGGACACGGACGGCAGCGGCACCAUCGACUUCCCCGAGUUCCUCUCGUUGAUGGCGAGGAAGAUGAGGGACACGGACAGCGAGGAGGAGAUGCGCGAGGCUUUCCGUGUCUUCGAUAAGGACGGCAAUGGCUACAUCAGCGCGGCAGAGCUGCGGCACAUCAUGACCAACCUGGGCGAGAAGCUGACGGACGAGGAGGUGGACGAGAUGAUCAAGGAGGCCGACUUCAAUGAUGACGGCCAGGUCAACUACGAGGAGUUUGUGAGGAUGAUGACGGAGAAGUGAGGUUCCCCCACCACCCACUUCCAACUCCCAACCUGCAGGGAACAGAGGUCACGGUGGCCCCCCAGCCCCUCUCUGCCUUUUUUUUGCCAUCCCGGGUUGGAAAAAUCCUCUUUUAUCCCAACCAGAGCAUCACCAGCAAGUAUCUGCGUUGGAUACGGGCAUCCCACCUGGUAGGAUGGGUCUGCGGGUGCAGAUGGACCUGGGGGGUUCCUCUCUGCUGCCCGCCCAAUGGGACACACC
Molecule: messenger RNA, 932 nt
Organism: Columba livia (rock pigeon)
Lineage: Eukaryota; Metazoa; Chordata; Aves; Columbiformes; Columbidae
Product: calmodulin, striated muscle
Exons: 2
Coding region: 243-692 (149 amino acids)
Molecular function (GO): enzyme regulator activity; calcium ion binding
Source: RefSeq, a predicted model, not a curated record